UAACUUUAUUCCACACACACCAUAUUUAUUUCAAAGUUAAUUUUCUCUCUCUUCACCAAAGAAAUCUGGAAAACUCUCUCAUUCUCAAACAAACCCUAGCCGCCGCCUCCUCCCUCCUUCAGUGUCUCCGGCGGUCGUUACAUUGCUCCACCAUCUUCAUUUUUGAAAAUCCAUCACCAUAAAAAGAGUCCCCUCCAUCUUCUCUACAAAACCCAUUUAAAAAUAUCAGGAACGGACAACCUUCGCCGGUGACCACCAUUCCGGAGCUUGCAACCACCGCGCCGGGAAAGAGCUUACGUGUUUUCAUCCCAAUCUUGUGAAACCGUGAAAGCAGAAAAAAAAUGAAAACGAUUACAGGACAUUGUGAAUCAUCUAAAGAGAUAUCACUUUCAAAAGCUUCAAAAAUUCUCUCCAAAUUUGUCUCUGCUGACAACGGUGCUUCCCAUGUCAUCAACGCUUAUCUGCUCCGUGCUUCUACGGCGUUCAACGAGCUCAAUCAGCUUCAUAAGGAGCUUAAACCGGCGCAGUCUCAUAGGAAGAAUCGUCGAAGCCACACAACGGAUGAUAGUGGUAGACUGGUUGAAAGUUCUGUUCGGAUUGAUGUUAAACUUGGUCGAGAAGUUGUUGGUUCUGUCGUGGGUAGAAGUGAGAAGCGUGAUAAGAAAGAUGGAAAGAAGAAACUUGAAUUUGGAGAGAGCGUAAAGAAGAAUGGAAGUGAGUUAAAUCAGGGUGAUGAAGGAAGAACGGAGGGAAAGAAGCAAAAGAGCGAGAAAAAGAACAAGAAGAAGGAAAAGAGUGUAGAAGGUGAGAAUGUGAAGGUUGAAAGUGGAGGGAUAGUUCCUCCUCAGGAGUUAGAAAUUAGGUCGAAAAGGAGAAAUGAAGCGGGGAGUAAAAAGGAGAAGAGUUUAGAAGUUGGAAAUGUGAAGGGACAAGAACAACAUAAAGAGGUGGAGAAAAAACUAAGCAAUGGUGUGAAGAGUGAAAGUGGAGGGCUAGUUGGUUCUCAGGAUGUAGAAAUUAGGUCGAAAAAGAAGCAUGAAGCUGGGAGUGAGAAUAAAUUACAUGCUGGAGAGGAAAAGACGGAGCAAAGGAAGAAGAGGAAGAAUGAAGACGCAGAAGAGAGAUCUGGGGAGAAGUCUAAGAAGAAAAUGAAAAGAAAACACGAGGGUUAAGCUUAAAUUUAGGUCGUUAUUAAAUUUGCUUGAUAGCCAACCCCACUUAGUGGGAUAAGGCCUGGUUGUUGUUGUAGUAGUUGUUAAAUCUUUUUCAAUUUUGAUCAGGAAUUUUCACGUGCAAGGUUGCUUACAUUGUGGCAUCACUUUUUGUACUAUCAUAUAACAUAAGAGGGAUUUGCUUAUUGAUUCCUCUAUUACAUUGUUUUUGUCAUACUAGGGUUAUGCUUAAAUUUACAUGUUUACUAGACUCACUUGAUCGCUGUUAAAUCGUUUUGGAAAUUGAUGACAAAUUUUCACUUGUAA
Molecule: messenger RNA, 1478 nt
Organism: Medicago truncatula (barrel medic)
Lineage: Eukaryota; Viridiplantae; Streptophyta; Magnoliopsida; Fabales; Fabaceae
Product: protein PXR1
Exons: 2
Coding region: 342-1172 (276 amino acids)
Source: RefSeq, a predicted model, not a curated record